AAGGCCGCUGCUUCCAAAGUCCCUGCUGCUAAGCAUAAGUUCGUCGUCGACUACUCAAAGCCCGCCAGCGAUGGCCUCUUCGAUGGUGCUGCCUUCGAGAAAUUCCUCCACGACCGUAUCAAGGUCGAUGGUAAGGCUGGUCAGCUCGGAGACAACGUUAAAAUCCACAGGGAUGGCGACACCAAGAUCACCGUGACCUCCAACAUCCCCUUCUCCAAGAGGUAUCUCAAGUACCUCACGAAAAAGUUCUUGAAGAAGAACCAGCUCCGGGAUUACCUUCGCGUCAUCGCCACCGCCAAGGAUGUUUACCAGCUCAAGUUCUACAACAUCGAGUACGUGAUCAGUCUUUAG
This is a messenger RNA of Stereum hirsutum FP-91666 SS1, 351 nucleotides long. Its product is annotated as ribosomal protein L22e. Gene Ontology annotation, biological process: cytoplasmic translation. NCBI's taxonomy places the organism in Eukaryota, Fungi, Basidiomycota, Agaricomycetes, Russulales, Stereaceae. The transcript has 2 exons. The record is from RefSeq and is a predicted model, not a curated record. Gene Ontology annotation, molecular function: RNA binding; structural constituent of ribosome. Gene Ontology annotation, cellular component: ribosome. The annotation marks the transcript as partial.